This is a messenger RNA of Hermetia illucens (black soldier fly), 662 nucleotides long. RefSeq names its product DNL-type zinc finger protein-like. The record is from RefSeq and is a predicted model, not a curated record. The transcript has a single exon. Gene Ontology annotation, biological process: protein stabilization; protein folding; protein import into mitochondrial matrix. Gene Ontology annotation, molecular function: protein-folding chaperone binding; zinc ion binding. The coding region runs from base 106 to 603 and encodes 165 amino acids. NCBI's taxonomy places the organism in Eukaryota, Metazoa, Arthropoda, Insecta, Diptera, Stratiomyidae. Gene Ontology annotation, cellular component: mitochondrion.
UGUGGAAUGAAAAGAGGGGAAGAUUGUCAAAAAUCUGUCAAACGCCGAUUCCUUGCAUCAUUUUUUAGAUUUCGCCACGGGAUUGUAUUUUUAAAUUAGAGAAAAAUGAAGUCCGUGUUGAAUAUUUUGAAACAAUCUCGCUUCCAAAGUUUCAGCUGUCAAAUCACGCGCGCCUCAUCGCAGUUUACACGGUUGACACAGUCAAGUUCCUUCCCAAAUAGACAAAACUUAUGUCCCAGACGAGCAGACAUUGGGUUAAGGUGGUGUUCAUCCGAUCGUCCCCCAGUUGAACCUGCACAAGCAACCUCGACGGUAUCCGUGCCCCUCGGACAGCUUGAACAGAAACUUCAGCUUUUCUUCACGUGCAAAAAAUGUCAAACGCGGAACGCGAAGACGAUUUCGAAGGUGGCCUACACGAAAGGAGUCGUGAUUGUUCGAUGCGAUGGUUGCUCAAAUAAUCACCUGAUAGCCGACAAUUUGAAUUGGUUUACAGACUUGGAUGGCAAGCGGAAUAUUGAGGAAAUUCUGGCUGAAAAAGGAGAGACCGUGACGAAAGUUGGUGUAGAUUUGGGAUCGGCUGAGUUUGUAUCCAAGAGCAGUUGACACUCAUGUUUGGCUAGUCCGUGAAUUUUAUUUAAUAAAAUCGUUAAUUUAUGAAAACA